UCCUUCGUCUAUUCAUAGUAGGACGUGAUCUGCGUGUUUAUAAAGUUGAAGUAUUUUGAACUAUCGGCUUUUUUUACUCGCAAGUGAUUGUGGGAGUUGUAGUUUCCGCAGGGCUUGUAUUACUGCACGUAGACUGGUAGCUGGCAGAAUAUCAGGCUCUCAAUGAAGACCGAUGCUACCGUUAGCGUGAUGUCACCAUUCAGUUGUGGGUGAUCAGCAGUGUGCCAGCAUCUAAAGGAACCAAAUCAUUGCAACUUGUACCCUGAUCAGGCACCUUAUACUGGACGCAAGUGCACUUCUUCCCUCAAGAAGAUCAUAUCCCGGGAAGAAUGUGUAUUUCUGGUUACCUGCGGGGCUAGCACUGAUGGAGUAGGGGGGAUUUAUCUGGUUUCCUAAUUACCAGGAUUACAACUUGCCUUUAAUUUACUCCUGCAGUAAGGCACAGACCACAGGGUGGACAUGGCCAGCCUCAGUAGCAGCUUUCUUGUGCUCUUUCUCUUAUUUCAGAACAGCUGCUACUGUUUCAGGAGUCCCCUCUCUGUCUUUAAGAGGUAUGAGGAAUCUACCAGAUCACUUUCCAAUGACUGCUUGGGAACCACGCGGCCCGUUAUGUCUCCAGGCUCAUCAGAUUAUACUCUAGAUAUCCGCAUGCCAGGAGUAACUCCGACAGAGUCGGACACAUAUUUGUGCAAGUCUUACCGGCUGCCAGUGGAUGAUGAAGCCUAUGUAGUUGACUUCAGACCACAUGCCAAUAUGGAUACUGCACAUCACAUGCUUCUAUUUGGAUGCAAUAUACCUUCUUCCACUGAUGAUUACUGGGACUGUAGUGCGGGAACUUGCAUGGACAAAUCCAGUAUAAUGUAUGCCUGGGCAAAGAAUGCACCACCCACCAAACUUCCAGAAGGAGUUGGCUUUCGUGUUGGAGGGAAAUCAGGCAGUAGAUAUUUUGUGCUUCAAGUUCACUAUGGAAAUGUGAAAGCAUUCCAGGAUAAACAUAAAGAUUGCACGGGGGUGACAGUACGAGUAACACCUGAAAAACAACCGCAAAUUGCAGGCAUUUAUCUUUCAAUGUCUGUGGACACUGUUAUUCCACCUGGGGAAGAGGCAGUUAAUUCUGAUAUCGCCUGCCUCUACAACAGGCCGACAAUACACCCAUUUGCCUACAGAGUCCACACUCAUCAGUUGGGGCAGGUCGUAAGUGGAUUUAGAGUGAGACAUGGCAAGUGGUCUUUAAUUGGUAGACAAAGCCCACAGCUGCCACAGGCAUUUUACCCUGUAGAGCAUCCAGUAGAGAUUAGCCCUGGGGAUAUUAUAGCAACCAGGUGUCUGUUCACUGGUAAAGGCAGGACGUCAGCAACAUAUAUUGGUGGCACAUCUAACGAUGAAAUGUGUAAUUUAUACAUCAUGUAUUACAUGGAUGCGGCCCAUGCUACGUCAUACAUGACCUGUGUACAGACGGGUGAACCAAAGUUAUUUCAAAACAUCCCUGAGAUUGCAAAUGUUCCCAUUCCUGUAAGCCCUGACAUGAUGAUGAUGAUGGGACAUGGUCACCACCAUACAGAAGCUGAGCCUGAGAAGAAUACAGGACUUCAGCAGCCUAAACGGGAGGAGGAAGAAGUAUUAGAUCAGGGUGAUUUCUAUUCCCUUGUUUCCAAACUGCUAGGCGAGAGGGAAGAUGUUGUACAUGUCCAUAAAUACAACCCCACAGAUAUGCUAGAUUCUGAUCUCGUAGCUGAGAUCGCUAAUGUCGUGCAAAAGAAAGAUCCUGGCUGGUAUUACACCAGGCAAGUCCUGGGGCACGACAAGCAGCCUAACACUGUUUUGGUCAGAGACCGAAUUCACAAAUUCCAUAAAUUAGAAUCCACCUUGAGACCACCAGGGAAUACGCUCCCCCAGGUGCAGCAAGCUAGACCUGCUGGAGCCAACACCAGGGAGAAGCAGCAUCUAGGAGAUGUCCAUUUAGAGGAAGAUACAGACUGGCCGGGGGUGAACCUCAAAGUGGGACAAGUGUCAGGCUUGGCUCUGGAUCCCAAGAAUAAUCUGGCUAUUUUUCACAGGGGGGAUCAUGUCUGGGAUGAAAACUCAUUUGACAGGAACUUUGUUUAUCAACAAAGAGGAAUCGGACCAAUCCAGGAGAGCACCAUCCUUGUUGUUGAUCCAAGCACCUCUAAAGUCCUCAAGUCAACAGGGAAAAAUUUGUUUUUUUUGCCCCACGGCCUGACUAUCGACAGAGAUGGGAAUUACUGGGUCACAGAUGUAGCCCUUCAUCAGGUUUUCAAAUUGGGAGCUGGAAAAGAAACACCACUCCUUGUAUUAGGGAGGGCAUUUCAGCCGGGGAGUGAUCGAAAACAUUUCUGUCAGCCUACUGACGUUGCAGUCGACCCAAUAACUGGCAACUUCUUUGUGGCGGAUGGCUACUGUAACAGUCGCAUCAUGCAGUUCUCACCUAAUGGAAUGUUCAUCAUGCAGUGGGGAGAAGAAACAUCCUCAAACGUUCCCAGACCUGGUCAGUUCCGCAUCCCGCACAGUCUGACAAUGGUACCUGACCAGGGACAACUAUGUGUAGCCGACAGAGAGAAUGGCCGGAUCCAGUGCUUCCAUGCUGAAACGGGCAACUUUGUCAAGCAAAUCAAGCAUCAGGAAUUCGGAAGAGAGGUGUUUGCUGUCUCGUAUGCACCAGGUGGAGUGCUGUACGCUGUUAAUGGAAAGCCGUACUAUGGAUAUUCCGCCCCUGUACAAGGCUUUAUGCUGAAUUUCUCCAAUGGGGAUAUUCUAGAUACCUUCAUUCCUGCUAGAAAGAAUUUUGACAUGCCCCAUGAUAUUGCUGCGGCAGAUGAUGGAACAGUGUAUGUUGGGGAUGCACAUGCCAACGCAGUGUGGAAGUUCUCCCCUUCAAAGGCCGAACAUCGAUCUGUGAAAAAAGCUGGAAUAGAGGUUGAAGAAAUAACAGAAACAGAGAUUUUCGAGACCCAUAUAAGAAGCAGACCGAAGACAAAUGAGUCUGUUGAGAAACAAACACAGGAGAAGCAGCAGAAGCAAAAGAACAGUGCUGGGGUGUCUACACAAGAGAAGCAAAAUGUUGUGCAAGAGAUCAAUGCUGGGGUGCCUACACAAGAGAAGCAGAAUGUUGUGCAAGAGAGUAGUGCUGGGGUGCCUACACAGGAGAAGCAGAGUGUUGUGCAAGAGAGUAGUGCUGGGGUGUCUACACAGGAGAAGCAGAGUGUUGUACAAGAGAGCAGCGCUGGGGUGUCCUUCGUUCUUAUCAUCACUCUUCUCAUCAUUCCUAUCGCAGUUCUCAUUGCCAUUGCAAUCUUCAUUCGCUGGAGGAAAGUCAGAAUGUAUGGAGGUGACAUUGACCACAAAUCAGAAUCCAGUUCAGUGGGCAUUUUGGGAAAACUUAGAGGGAAGGGCAGCGGAGGCCUUAAUCUGGGAACAUUCUUUGCAACUCACAAAGGCUACAGUAGAAAAGGCUUCGACAGGCUGAGUACAGAAGGAAGUGACCAAGAGAAAGACGAUGAUGAUGGCUCAGACUCUGAAGAAGAGUAUUCUGCCCCUCCUAUUCCACCAGCUCCUGUAUCUUCCUCCUGAAACAGUUGACUUCUUCCAUACAACCUUUUGCCCCAUUAGCACGUUUAAGAUUGUGUAUUUAAGUGUUACUGUACUAGUCUGUGGACUGUACAAUUGUCAUAGUUUUUCCUUUUAUUUUUAUUUGAAGUGCUGUUGUAGUCUUUAUAUGAACAUUCAAAAUAAUUCUAUUUGGUAGAAUGACUUUGGCUUUAGAGAGCGUUUUAUCCAGUGUUUGAUGGCCUUCCUCUGCUUCACCAAUAGCACUUUAACUGCCAAUUAUUUUCAAGCCUUUAACUGAAAACUAAUCGCAUUACAAAGAUAUGUGCCACAUAAAUGCAAAGCUGCUAAAUCUCUUCUAUUUUUUUAAAUUAACAACAUGAUAUUACGUCCAAGAAAGGAAAUGAUAGACAAAAUAUUUAAUGUUUCUUAUUUCUUUCUAUUUUUUUUCUCUUCGUUUUUGGUGUUUAUUGGGAUGUCUUAUUUUUAGAUGGUUCCACUGUUUAGAACACUAUUUUCAGAAUUUGAAUGUACUUUGUGUAAUAAAGUGUUCGCAGAGCAUUA
Molecule: messenger RNA, 4128 nt
Organism: Xenopus laevis (African clawed frog)
Lineage: Eukaryota; Metazoa; Chordata; Amphibia; Anura; Pipidae
Gene: pam.L
Product: peptidylglycine alpha-amidating monooxygenase L homeolog
Exons: 26
Coding region: 460-3588 (1042 amino acids)
Biological process (GO): peptide metabolic process; peptide amidation
Cellular component (GO): extracellular region; transport vesicle membrane; membrane
Molecular function (GO): copper ion binding; oxidoreductase activity, acting on paired donors, with incorporation or reduction of molecular oxygen, reduced ascorbate as one donor, and incorporation of one atom of oxygen; peptidylglycine monooxygenase activity
Source: RefSeq, a predicted model, not a curated record